UUUGAAUGGACGGACAGAGUGUUUAAAAUAUAAUUUUUACUUUUUGUAAUUGAAUUUGGUGUUAACUGAACCACAUUACCAAUCUAGAGACAGAUUUCCUUUCGUAUCACGAAGAAAAUGCUUUGGAAAACGUUUAUGGUGGCGACAACGGUUUGUCUUUUUGAGUUAACUCAAAGCGCCGAUAAAUGCAGUUCAUUCCAAAUAGAAACUACUGUCGAACCAAUAAAAUCAAUGCCUAGAAGCAAACGUGUCAGUGGAAAAAAAUUCGUUUUGGUUACCUUGAACAGAACUAGCUGGUUUCAAGCAGAAAGCAUUUGUCGAUACAACAAAAUGCAAUUGGCAGUGAUUAAUUCUCCUAUUGAGCAACGGAUCGUUGCUCAACUGAAAAAUCAAUCGGAUUACAGUAACAGCGGCUUUUGGAUAUCGGGCAACGAUCUAGCGUGUCGAAAAAAUUGGUAUUGGUCAUCCAAUGGACAUCCGAUCAAAUAUUUCAAUUGGCAAAGUGGUGAACCGAAUAAUGCCAAGAAAAAUGAACGAUGCAUCAAGAUAAACCCAAAGACGAGUAAAUGGAAUGAUGAUCCUUGUGAAUAUCGUAACCACUAUGUAUGUGAGGAGUAUUUGAAAUAGUUAACAAAAGGAAUUCGUUUUCUGAUCAGCUUGUAACGCAAAACAGACAAAAAAUCAAUUUAUUCACAACCUUGUCCU
Molecule: messenger RNA, 705 nt
Organism: Bradysia coprophila
Lineage: Eukaryota; Metazoa; Arthropoda; Insecta; Diptera; Sciaridae
Product: salivary C-type lectin 2-like
Source: RefSeq, a predicted model, not a curated record